ACUCAGGUUGCAGCACUACAACCUAGGAUCAACAACUCAUAUGCUAGAAGGCUACUCCGAACAUCAGCUGUAGAGAACACAGCUGAGAUCUCAGCUGUGGAGAGCCCAGCUGAAAACUCAGCUGUGCAGUGUUCAGCUGAACUUACUAGCGCGCCACCCAGGGGUGGCCCCCCUUCCUUCCCCUAGUAUAUAUACAACUAGCUAGACGUCUAUAGAAAUCAGAGUUCACAUCAAUUUAACCUGAGUGUUAUGAGCCCGGAAAACUCAUACGGAUCAUCGCCUGCAUCACCGAUCAACGCAAAUCAGCAGACGAUAGACUCUCGAUCCACAAUCCUCCACAACCAACCUUGUUAUUAUUCCAUCACGUCUUCCAUCACAUCAUCCACAAUGCCAACAGAAAAUGUCAUUCUAUCAUCGCCAGCCGCAUGGGAAUCUUGGAUUCAAAUCAUCCAGGCAAAGGCCGAACGAAGGGAAAUCUGGCGCAUCAUCGACCCAUCGGAAACAGAUGCGAACGCCGAUGAAAUGCUUCCAGAACCUUCGAAGCCCGCGCCCCCAUCAGCUGACGACAGCACAUUCGCCGCGCAAAUGACCUGGAAGAUGGCAUACGAUGAAUACAAGAACAACAAGGCCCUAUUCGACAAGCAAAAGGAAUCAAUGCAGGACCUACGCAUUUUCAUCCUACAAACCAUAGAUGCCAAAUACACUACGUACACCUACGGCAUCUCAUCAGCACGCGAUCUACUUGCUAAACUCAAGAAAUCCAUUGCGCCAUCGGAUGAAGCACGCCGGCACGAAAUCUACAACCUAUGGCAGAACCAGAAGCACUUUCCUACUGAACAAACUGUGGAAAGUUGGCUGAUGGACUGGGAAACAUUGUACAGUGAUGCAUUAAGGCUACGGCUGCCCGAGGCCGCCGACAACCGUGCCCAAAUCGAUUUCCUACUGUCCCUGGUGGAAAAACAUCCAGAAUUCGCAGGCUACUGGCGCCAGGAAAUCGCACGCCGAACGGACACGAAGGAAUCAGCACCUAGCCUAGCAGACCUAGUCAGCAAGUUCCGAAUACAACGGCACGAGACACUAGCAGCGGCGCAGGAUUCCCACUCGGCCUACACUACUACGUUGCAGGGCCGGAAAAUCAAUCCAAAACAGGGGUCCACUGAGGCUACAGAACUCGGGUUGUAACAGCUACAACCUAGGAUCAACAACUCAUACGGUUCACGGUCACCUACGUACAGACUUGGAGUUGCUGGCAUAGUAGCUGCCUACAUGCCUAGCCAGUUACAACUUCUACAGAGAGGGGUUGGGGUAC
Molecule: messenger RNA, 1309 nt
Organism: Mytilinidion resinicola
Lineage: Eukaryota; Fungi; Ascomycota; Dothideomycetes; Mytilinidiales; Mytilinidiaceae
Exons: 1
Coding region: 388-1182 (264 amino acids)
Source: RefSeq, a predicted model, not a curated record